UGCUUGCUCCUUCCCGUUAUUAUCGUCGUUGUCGUCGUCGUCGUCGUCGUCGUCGUCGUCGUCGUCGUCGUCGUCGUCAUCACCCACGGAAGCUCAAGGUUAUUUGGAGAAACGUGAGCAUCUGACUCAUCAAUCCUUCUAACAAGAUUUGUUAGGUUCAAGACUUGAUGUUCUUGGCGCCGGAAAAUGCCACAGGCAUAUAUCUAUUGACCAGUACAGUAUAGCAACAAGUGCCCAAGAAUCUUGGUGCUGUCUCUCUCACAGGAGAUUCAAACAAGAUGGAUUUACAUGGGUGACAUCGAAGUUUGGAAUCUGUUGCAGAUUUGGCUUUCAUUUCAUUGCUCAUAUGAACCUAGAGGUGGAUUACAUGGAUGAUUUGAAUCCUUACGCUUCCUGGCCUACCCAACAGCACAUUGGAAGUUGAUAGAGAUUUUCUGCUGAGGCCAGUCCAAAGUCCAGAGUCUUAUUUGGAAAGAAAAUGAUUAGGUUUCACGUCUCCAAGUCUAGAUUUUCUUCAAGAUGGGAAAUGUUAUUGAGAAUGUAUAGUUCUAAUGGAAGAACAGAAGAAUUUUCUGAUCCAGUGAAACGAAUAUGUAAAAUUAUCAUGUCUUGCCCAAAUGUAGGGCUAGAAACCAGCCUCAAUGAGAGCGGAGUAAGAGUAUCACCAGAUUUAGUGGAGGAUGUCCUCAAGAGAGUUGAAAAUGCUGGUAUUCAGACCUAUAGGUUCUUUGAAUGGGCCGGGAAGCAGCGGAAUUACACUCACAGUGUCAGAGCUUGCCACACGAUGAUUGGAUCUCUUGCCAAGAUAAGGCAAUAUCAGAUCAUGUGGGAUCUGGUGAACAGCAUGCGGAGCAAAGGGCUUCUAAAUGUUGAGACUUUUUGUGUGAUUAUGAGAAAGUAUGCCAGGGCACAGAAGGUGGACGAGGCAGUUUACACCUUCAAUGUUAUGGAUAAAUAUGGAGUUCCCCCAAAUUUAGCAGCUUUCAACAGCCUUCUAAGUGCAUUUUGCAAGUCCAAGAAUGUGAGGAAGGCGCAGGAGAUAUUUGAUAGUAUGAAGGAUAGGUUCACUCCUGACUCCAAAACUUACAGUAUAUUGCUGGAGGGAUGGGGUAAGGCUCCAAACCUACUGAAGGCAAGGGAGAUCUUCAGAGAGAUGGUUGACAUAGGUUGUGAUCCUGACAUUGUGACCUAUGGAAUCAUGGUUGAUGUACUCUGCAAGGCAGGGAGAGUUGAUGAAGCCCUUGGAGUUGUUAGAGACAUGAGUUGUAGUGGUUGUUGGCCAACUUCUUUUAUAUACAGCGUCUUGGUUCAUACUUAUGGGAUAGAGAACCGGAUUGGAGAUGCAGUUGACACAUUUCUGGAGAUGGAGAGGAAUGGAGUAAAGGCUGAUGUUGCUGUGUAUAAUGCUUUAAUUGGUGCUUUCUGUAAAGUAAAUAGGUUCAAGAAUGCCUACAGGGUUUUGGAUGAGAUGGACCAGAAGGGAAUACCACCCAAUUCAAGAACCUGCAAUAUCCUUUUAAACAGCUUGAUAAGCUCUGGUCAGACAGAUGUGGCAUAUAGGGUUUUCCGCCGGAUGAUCAAGGUGUGUGAACCUGAUGCUGAUACAUACACAAUAAUGAUAAAAAUGUUUUGUGAGACAGAUGAGUUGGAGAUGGCUUUGAAAGUGUGGAAGUACAUGAGAUUGAAGCAGUUUGCUCCAAGCAUGCACACCUUUUCAGUACUUAUUAAUGGAUUGUGUGAGAAGGGUGAAGUUUCCAAGGCUUGUGUUUUCUUGGAAGAGAUGAUGGAAAAGGGCAUUCGGCCAUCCGGUGUAACAUUUGGGAGGUUGCGGCAAUUGCUUUUAGAAGAAGGGAGAAAAGAUGUAUUAGAAUUUCUUCAGCAGAAAUUGAACCUCCUGGUUGAAGAGCCUUUAUGUGAUUGAGGAAUUAUAAAUAAAAAGCCAUGUACUCAACAUUGGAAUUAUAUGGAUCCAGACAACUUGUUGGUUGUAUUGAAAUACGUUGGUCAUGCUUACCAGGUACAAUACCUUGUGAAGUUUUUGCAGGUCAGUUGUCUAAAUGGCCCACCAUACUUUACUCCACUAUUUUAGAGAUGGGCAGCAGAAAAGAGAUAAUGCUGGCGAAAGGUUUGGGACUGCAAAUGCGCCACCAAAGAUUGUACUGGAGCUACAGAAGUGUGUGAGACAGGUACUUCCAUUAAGUCAAAUCAUCUUGAGUAAAAUGCCAAUAGAUGAUUCUUCAGCCUUGUGUGAAGGAGAGCUGGAUAGCAUUGAUCAUGUCAUGCUUCACUGCCUGCUUGCAAGAGAACCAUGGUUUGUGGGUCCCUAAACCUGAGGAAAGUUCAGAAAUGGAGCUUCUGGUGAGUCUGGAUUAUAAGAUUGUAGACAAAAAGCAGAGAGAGCUGGCACAUUGAUGAUUUCAUGGAUGUUGCUGACACAUAUUGACAUUAUGGAAGUUCAAGAGGGAAGCUGGAGGGGAUGUAAAAUCAGAUUAUUCAACUGGCAAUCGUAAGGGAGGAGUAGAACAAAGCUUCUAGAGUGAGCUUCGUUCGAAGAUUAUGAAGAAGAAGAUGUAAAUGGGGAGGAAAGCUGUUUGGGAAUUGGUUAGAACCCCCAAUAACAUAGACUAAAAUUAACACUAAUGCGUCUUUCCUUCAUAGUGGCUUUUACUGUGGACCAGGUGUUACAAUCAGGGAUCCAUGACUAUUGCAGAUGCAGCAGGAUGAACAGGAUUUUCAUCAGUAACUAAAGCCGAGGUUUGAGCCACGGUGGAAGGACUAAAGCUUGAACAACGGCAACAAUGUCAAAGCCUGAUUUUGAGGACACAAACAAUGAAGGAACCAUGGAAUUGUUGGAGGAUGUGCUACUUGGCCAUGAACCUGUAUAUCUUUCUUUGUCUGAAAUUGCAGAACUAUACAACUUUAUAAGAAAUUUUGUAUUGAACAUGUUAGCAGGAACCUGGGCUAAUCGGCAACCCUCAAGUUUUAUUCGUUUAGUCACUGAUGACUUGUAAGUUAUCAGAAGUAAUGAAUCACUAAAACUUCCUGGAAACAAAGCUGUGUGUGCA
Molecule: messenger RNA, 3065 nt
Organism: Macadamia integrifolia
Lineage: Eukaryota; Viridiplantae; Streptophyta; Magnoliopsida; Proteales; Proteaceae
Product: pentatricopeptide repeat-containing protein At1g77360, mitochondrial
Exons: 5
Coding region: 479-1921 (480 amino acids)
Molecular function (GO): protein binding
Source: RefSeq, a predicted model, not a curated record